Messenger RNA from Symsagittifera roscoffensis, 2024 nucleotides. RefSeq names its product PHD finger protein 10-like. Gene Ontology annotation, cellular component: npBAF complex. The record is from RefSeq and is a predicted model, not a curated record. Bases 36 to 2024 code for a protein of 662 amino acids. The transcript is spliced from 4 exons. NCBI's taxonomy places the organism in Eukaryota, Metazoa, Xenacoelomorpha, Acoela, Convolutidae.
UAUCUUCGUAUCUGAUGCUUUUAUAGACAACGAAAAUGAGUUGCAUAGGCGACGAAAAAGAAUUAUUUACAGAAUCAGUUGAUUCUGCUUUGCCUUCAUCGAUUACAAGUGACUCGUCCCUUCCUUCGUCGCCAGUUAAGUCGGUCCCUGUUGUGUCUUCCUCCCCCUCUCACAGUUUUAGCAAUAACAUUAGCGGUUUACCGGGUCCUGAAACCGUCAUCGAAUACAGAUGGCCUUUAGGUGAUGGCGAAGAUUACAUUCUGCAGGAAACAUUGGCCCAAUAUUUGGGUAUCACCAGUUUUCGUCGAAAGUUUCCAGAUGUUGUUAGACGAAACUGCGAAAUCGAAGAGAGGCGAUACCUGUUGCACAUGAAAAUCAUAAAUUCAAAUGAGGAAAUAUUUGGCGUCACGGCUUUGAAAGCAGACGAUGCUCAUCAACUGAUGCAAUGUCAUUUCCCAGAGUUACACGCAAAGUAUGUUGCGUAUUGGAAACAAAAAAGAGCAGAAGAGAAAGAGAAGGCGGCCCUGUUAGCGAAAACAGAUAUGGUGGCAAUUAAAAGUGACCGAGAAAAAAUGAACAAAUUGAUGCGGGAGGCUAUCUUGGAUACAGCUAGAUGGAGUGCACAAAUUAACAAAGAGCGUCGAACUAGCAGGGCAGCCUAUUUCGAUCUGCAAACGUUCAACAUUCACUACCCCCGCGACAAGCCCAAGUAUGAUCCUGAGAUAUGUAAAUCAAUAAGCGAAGAAAAAGCGCGGUUGGCUACCGUACCACCCUACAGAGAAUACACGAGCGAGCAUUUGAAAUAUCUUCCAUUAAAAACUGUAUCUUGUGGACCGCUGGGAGUCCUAGAACGUGGCGAUACCUCGGAUCCAGUUUUUCCAGAUAGUUCAGACUCCGAAACUGAGGUAACCAUUGAAGCGCCGGAGGUGAAUCCGGUUGUGCCGCCAAAUCCAACCAGCAAUUCCAAACCUAGCUCGUCGAGUAGAAGUUCAAAAAGCGGAUCAAAACCUAGAAGAUCGGCAGCGAAAAGACAAGCAGCAAAUAAUGACAACGGAAUUGAUGAAAAAAGUUGUUCGAGUCCAAAAUCCCGAAAAUCUAGUGGCGCAUCCUCGACCGCGUUCAAAGAAGAAUUACCGUCGAUUUCAGUUGACAGCAUGACAAACAUAGCUUCAAUAUGCGGCAUUUGUUUCAAAAAUAACCAAGAAAACAAGUUCAAUCAACAGGAAAACUUGAUAUCUUGUUCUCAGUGUACCAAUGCGGGACAUCCUACUUGUUUAGAGCUUACAGAUAGUAUAGUUAGCGUGAUUAUGACUUAUAACUGGCAAUGUAUGGAAUGCAAAGUAUGUAUGACUUGCAAAAGCGCAACAGAUGAGGAGAAUUUGAUGUUUUGUGACAAUUGUGAUCGCGGAUAUCAUUCGUAUUGUGUAGGCAUGACUGAAAUACCCAGUGGUAGAUGGGUCUGUGAAAUUUGCGGAGAUGUGACAACGUUUUAUGUUGGGGCAGCCUAUUUCGAUCUGCAAACGUUCAACAUUCACUACCCCCGCGACAAGCCCAAGUAUGAUCCUGAGAUAUGUAAAUCAAUAAGCGAAGAAAAAGCGCGGUUGGCUACCGUACCACCCUACAGAGAAUACACGAGCGAGCAUUUGAAAUAUCUUCCAUUAAAAACUGUAUCUUGUGGACCGCUGGGAGUCCUAGAACGUGGCGAUACCUCGGAUCCAGUUUUUCCAGAUAGUUCAGACUCCGAAACUGAGGUAACCAUUGAAGCGCCGGAGGUUUUUGAUCUGAGCAAAGAGUCUCCUGGCGAAACCCUAUCGAACUGUAUGUCCUGCGAACGUCUAGUUCACAUUGAAUGCGACUCAAAGUUCGCCUCCGAAUGCAAGGCUGAAAAACAUUUCCAACUUGCCUCACCGACCACGAGCAAUAGAAAUAGCAGAAGAAAGAAUCCGUAUAAUUGCAGUAUUUGUAGAGGAGAUAUUGAGGAGAGAAUGGACUCUUUUCACGUGAGGAACAAACAUGAUAAAUGA